AUGACUGAUCUCAUCAUCGAUGACGUUGCAUUUUCCCGCCUUAGACACAAGGUCAUUAUAAUUACAGGUGGCUCAUCCGGGAUUGGUUUGGCAACAGUUCAACUUCUCCUCGCAAGUGGAUCAAAGGUGGUAAUUGGUGAUCGCAAUCCACCUCCACCAGAGCUAUUGGAUGAUGGCAAUGUGACAUAUUUGCAAAUCGAUGUUACCAACUGGAGAGACCUGGUCGCAUUGUUCAAGAAAGCAAGGGAAAUUUAUGGGUCGAUUGAUCAUGUCUUUGCGAAUGCGGGAAUAUCCAGCAAAACCAGCUUCUUCGACGACGAAACUGAUGAGAAUGGAGAUCCUGUCGAACCCAAUUACCCUACUCUCGACGUAAACCUAACGAGCGUGGUUAACACGGUGAAGCUGGCGAUCUUUUAUUUGAAGCAGCAGAAGGGCGGAGGGAGUAUUGUUCUGACUGCUUCCGCAUCCAGCUUCCAAAGGUUCUCAUCAGUAGACUACACAACUGCAAAGCAUGGCGUCCUUGGUCUAAUGCGCGGCCUCACCCCGCAUCUAUACCCCAAACUCCCCAUCCGCAUCAACGCCAUUGCGCCUAGCUGGACAGAUACCGGAAUCGUUCCACGCUCCCUUUUCGAACUGGUAGGUGUUACCGUUCAGUCUACGCAUGUUGUCGCUCUCUCCGUGGCGCUUCUCAUGAGUAGCGAUGGCGGGAACAGCGUGGAUAUCGUGGAUAGCUCACGCCAUGGACAACUGAUAUACUCUGUUGCCGGAUUAUACAGGGAAAUUGAAGAGGGGAUGUUGGAAGCGGUGGCUGGGUUAUUGUCACCUUUGUCACUUGAUGGGUUAAGUGAAAAUGAGGCUCUUGAGAGAGUUUUGGUGGCUGUUAGAGCGAUGAAGUUGGAAAAGGAUGGGGUGAGUAAUUAG
Paracoccidioides lutzii Pb01 is the source of this 921-nucleotide messenger RNA. RefSeq lists its product as hypothetical. The coding region runs from base 1 to 921 and encodes 306 amino acids. The record is from RefSeq and is a predicted model, not a curated record. The transcript is spliced from 6 exons.